AUGAAGCUCGAAACUCUCCUCCCAGUGAUCGUGCUAAUUGUAGUGUCUUUGCUAACGGUUUGCCAGGGACAAAAUGCCGUCAAUGACCCAGAACCGCAACCGGAACCGAUCGUUUGUACCGAGCCGAACGAAACGUACGAUGAUUGUGGUCCCAUUUGUGGCGAUCGUACCUGUGCUAACCAGCGCAAGAAUGACGUGAGCUGCAGGCGAUCCUGCACCGAAGGCUGCUUCUGCAUAGGUGGUUAUGUGCGCAACAAGUCAAGGAAAUGUGUUCCAUCUUAUAUGUGCACGACAAUGGGCUAG
Molecule: messenger RNA, 303 nt
Organism: Anopheles maculipalpis
Lineage: Eukaryota; Metazoa; Arthropoda; Insecta; Diptera; Culicidae
Product: chymotrypsin-elastase inhibitor ixodidin-like
Exons: 2
Coding region: 1-303 (100 amino acids)
Source: RefSeq, a predicted model, not a curated record